Amyelois transitella is the source of this 3012-nucleotide messenger RNA. RefSeq names its product NHL repeat-containing protein 2. Bases 401 to 2707 code for a protein of 768 amino acids. The record is from RefSeq and is a predicted model, not a curated record. Lineage: Eukaryota; Metazoa; Arthropoda; Insecta; Lepidoptera; Pyralidae. The transcript has 11 exons. Gene Ontology annotation, molecular function: protein binding.
UUCUUUUAUGGAUUCCGGAAAAGAAACUAUUUUGUACCAAUCUGCAAUAAUAACAACCAACUCAUGGGUCACACAAAUUAAAACGGCCAUGCCUCUUUUCUAUCUCGCUCGGCUCGUUGUUUUGUGCUACCUACGUCCAUGUUUAGAUAGAUCAUAGAUAAGUAGUUGUCAUUGUCAAUUGUUUGUCUUUAUUUACUUUCAAAACUUUCAAAUAAAAAUUUCAAUGCAUUUUCUUUUCUUACGACCUAAGUAUCUAUGAGAGAUUAUAAAUUAUACAUACACUAAUCAUUUUUCAUUUACAUUCUUAAAUUCAAAAGUAUAUUUUGAAUUUCCUCUGCUUAUCAAAUUUUUCUUGUAGUCGUUUUGGGCUUUUAAUUGUUGACACGGUUUAUUGUACAAAAUGGAAUCGAGCCCCCUCGAUUUUGUUGCUCAAGCAUCCAUGGAUUUACAAGAUGCUCUAAAUGACAUAAAUAAAGACACGGACAAGGAUACCCUGAUAGCUAACCAUAUAAAGAAAGUGUGGUCGUCUGUACUUCCUGUUGAUGAUUUUAAAAAAAAUUUGGAAUGGGUGAAUGUGUCGGAACCACUAUCUCUUUCACAGCACUGCUCGGAAAAAAUUGUUGUGCUGGAUUUCUGGACAUACUGCUGCAUCAACUGUUAUCAUGUGCUACCUGACCUGGAUUACUUGGAAAACCUUCAUAAAGGCCAAAAUGGAUUAGUUGUGAUUGGAGUGCAUUGUGCCAAGUUUAACAAUGAAAAAGAUUCAGCGAAUGUGCUGGCAGCAGUGCAAAGGUAUAAUAUCCACCACCCAGUGGUCAAUGACUCCGAGCACGCCACAUGGUCAGCACUGGGUAUCAAAUGUUGGCCCACACUUCUUAUUCUUGGACCUGGUAACAAACCAAUUUAUAUCAUCACUGGCGAGGGCCACCGAGAACAACUGGUAUCAAUAGUUGGCGCAGCUCUGAAACACUUUGGACCCAAAUUAUCUGACACGCCAUUGCCGAUAUCCCUCACAAAACAUUUGAAGCCCAGCGAAAAGGAAAAUGAAGUGUUGUAUUUUCCCAGUAAGAUAUCACUGAAUCCAUUCUACCGAGGUCGUGCUGAGGAGCCGUUCUUGGCCAUAGCAGACAGCGGCCAUCACCGAAUCUUGUUGACUGACUGCUCUGGCAUUAUCCUGAGGAUUAUUGGAAGCUCUGUUGCAGGUUUCAAGGACGGAAAACUCAGCACAGCUCAGUUUAACUCUCCACAAGGGCUAUGUUGGCUGUCUAGCAAUGUGUUAGCUGUGUGCGACACCAACAACCACGCUUUGAGGGCUGUUCACCUGGACGACGGCACGGUUGAAGUACUGGCUGGAACUGGCCAGCAGGCAGAGUUUGGAGACCAAGGCGGCAAAUGCCUCGGUCUCCAGCCCCUGGCGUCUCCCUGGGACGUGGUACUGUUCACGACUCCGGACAUGGACAUGUCGGUGCGGCCGCCGCCCACGCUGCCGCCCGUCCCGCCGCUCAACGGGGAGAAAGACAAACUCAAAGACGAUAGGGAAGAAAAAAAAGAAAAAGAGAAGAAGGACGAGAAACGCCGCGUGUUGAUAAUAGCUUGCGCGGGCUCGCAUCAGCUGUGGGGACUGUUCUUGGAUACUACUAUCUGGUGGAAGUAUAAGACGUAUACCGAAGGCACGUGCGCAUGCGUGGCGGGCUCCGGCGCGGAGGCGGCGCGCAACAGCGCCUACCCGCACACGGCCGCCUUUGCCCAACCCUCCGGGCUAGCGCUCAGGACUGGAACGAAUCCUGAGGUGUUCAUAGCAGAUUCGGAGAGCUCCUCCAUCAGACGACUCGCGCUGCCCACAGGUCAAGUCUCAACCCUCUGCGGGGGUGACCGGAAUCCGUUGAAUCUGUUUGCAUUCGGAGACGUCGAUGACAUAGGCAUCGAAGCGAAACUGCAACACCCUCUAGCUGUGGCGUACUGUGAGUCCACCAAAAUAUUAUACAUCGCUGACACAUACAACCACAAAAUUAAAAAAGUCGACGUUUCCACGCAAAAGGUCUCCACACUGUCCCCUACCAUGAUCGAAACCGCCGACCCGGUGAAAUUCAACGAACCGUCGGGUCUUUCUAUGAGUCCCGACGGAAAAUACCUGUACAUCGCCGACACCAACAACCACAGCAUAAAAGUUUUAAACCUAGCGAAAAACGUAUGCCAAGAGUUAAGAAUUCGUCUUCCCGAUCCGAAGUUCAUUGAACCCGAGAACCUCAUACUGUACAAAAACGAUUUGUUCGUCAACAAAAAAUGCGGUAAUUUAGUUAUUUACUUCAAUGUGAGCCUCGAUACGGACACGAAGACCGUAAAGUUCACUCCGGGGGCUCCGCAGAAUUGGCACGUUUGUAUUCGAGACGACAGCAAUAGAGACGUCACAUUGGACGACUUUGAAUUCAUCAAUUGCACACAUAAAGGGAACAAACUCCCUGGCCGAGUAGAAAUGAAAAUUAAACAGAGAACGGAUAAGACUCACUAUCGCAUGUACCUGAGCUUCACUACGGCGUUGUGCGACGGCGCCGUGUGUUUCACGCAUUCGUUCACGAUUCGAUCGACCAUUUUGGUUCGGGAAUCGGUGAAAAUGGUAGAGUCUUAUAAAAUAACGUGCAAAGUGAACCCGGUCCAUCACCGGUCGGACAAAAGCGAUAGUAAAAAGGAUACGUCGUUACCUCUGUGAAGUGAAUUUGGUCACAAAAGCGAAUACUCUUUAUUAAUACUUUUUUUUCUAUUAUAAAUUUUGGUUUGACUCAUUGAGUAUCCCAGUGAGAUUUCAUCAUUUUGUAAAAUGCACAAUUGCACUCUAGCUUUUUUUUAAUUAAGCACAAAACUAACUCUCAGAUAUUUUGUAAUUUAAAUAGCUUAUUUGUAUGUAUUAAGCAUAAUUUGUUAUUUUUAUGUUGACCUGAUUAAUUUUAAGUUUAAUGAAAUGUUGUACGACAAGACUCGAUGAAUAAGGACUGAGUCUUGGAUUAAUAUAUUUUU